GUGUAUCUGCAAUUCAACCUGGUAUUGAGUCAAUACUAUUGACACUCAAUAACUUCCAGUGUCCUACUGGUCUUUCCGAACUGGUUCUACCCAAAGUCUUGCCGUUCAACUGGAUUCUCCAAAUGAUACUAUCGGCUAUAUGGCGUUAUGCAUAUCUCUAUGAAUACAGUGAGGCUUUGAAGGUACGGUUCGAGCUGUCGCACGAUGUAUCUCCCAUUGACGUUCUUGUUCAUGAAGGAUGUCAUGACUUUUGGCCUUGCACUACGCUACUACCACUUGGUCGUACAGGACUCCUGCGACAUGAGGGAGACGAGGCUGUUAGAGCUACUCCCAUUCCCUACUCUCCAGUACCUAUGGAAGACCUGUCUGAGUGCUCUUCAGUGAGGAGUUCGUUUGAGUCGUCUGUUGCCUUCGACGACAAGCGAGAGGAUUACGACAGGGAAAUUCCCAGAACGAGAAAGAGGAGAUCUAUUUCUGGCAAGGAUGACUCUGUUGAGAUAGAUUUGGAAGAAAUUCAUAUGGAUGGUGCGCAGUACCGGGGAAGUUCGGCAGGAGGAGAGGACCAUGCUGGUCCCGAUUGGUGCAAUGACCCUGAUAGCUUUCGGGAUUCGGCGGGAGCAGAGGCAGACAAAGAGCCGGAUGAAGAGCUUGAGCGG
Perkinsus marinus ATCC 50983 is the source of this 656-nucleotide messenger RNA. RefSeq lists its product as hypothetical. The annotation marks the transcript as partial. The record is from RefSeq and is a predicted model, not a curated record. The transcript has a single exon. Lineage: Eukaryota; Perkinsozoa; Perkinsida; Perkinsidae.